AUGGGCUACAAGGCCGGUAUGACCACCAUCGUGCGUGAUUUGGACCGACCUGGUGCCAAGCUGCACAAGAAGGAGAUCGUCGAGGCCGUCACUGUCGUUGAGACCCCUCCCAUGAUGGUUGUCGGCAUCGUCGGCUACAUCGAGACCCCCCGUGGUCUCCGCUCCCUCACGACCGUCUGGGCCGAGCACCUAAGCGACGAGGUGAAGCGGCGCUUCUACAAGAACUGGUACAAGAGCAAGAAGAAGGCCUUCACCAAGUACGCGAAGAAGCACUCUGAGAACAGCGGCCAGUCCAUCACGCGCGAGCUCGAGCGCAUCAAGAAGUACUGCACCGUCGUCCGCGUGCUCGCCCACACCCAGAUCAGCAAGACGCCGCUCAAGCAGAAGAAGGCGCACCUCAUGGAGAUCCAGGUCAACGGGGGCAGCAUCGCUGACAAGGUCGACUUCGCGCACGGCCUAUUCGAGAAGCCGGUCGAGAUUGGCUCCAUCUUUGAGCAGGAUGAAAUGAUCGACUGCAUUGCUGUUACCAAGGGCCACGGUUACAACGGUGUGACGGCCAGGUGGGGCACCAAGAAGCUGCCGAGGAAGACGCACAAGGGUCUCAGGAAGGUCGCUUGUAUCGGCGCGUGGCAUCCUUCCCACGUCCAGUGGACUGUUGCUCGUGCCGGUCAGAUGGGCUAUCACCACCGUACCUCCGUCAACCACAAGGUGUACCGCGUUGGCCAGGGCGAGGAUGCUGGCAAUGCUUCCACUGAGUUCGACGUGUCGAAGAAGACGAUUACCCCCAUGGGCGGUUUCGUCCGCUACGGCGAGGUCAAGAACGACUUCCUCCUGCUCAAGGGCGCCGUGCCGGGCGUCAAGAAGCGGGUUAUCACCCUCCGCAAGUCAAUGUUCACACACACCAGCCGAAGAUCGCUCGAGAAGGUGGAACUCAAGUGGAUCGACACAUCCUCCAAGUUCGGCCACGGUGCUUACCAGACGCCGGCGGAGAAGAGGCAGUACUUGGGCACGCUCAAGAAGGAUCUCCAGGCUGCUGCAUGA
Coniosporium apollinis CBS 100218 is the source of this 1041-nucleotide messenger RNA. Its product is annotated as 60S ribosomal protein L3. The transcript has 3 exons. Lineage: Eukaryota; Fungi; Ascomycota; Dothideomycetes. Gene Ontology annotation, molecular function: structural constituent of ribosome; RNA binding. The record is from RefSeq and is a predicted model, not a curated record. Gene Ontology annotation, biological process: ribosomal large subunit assembly; translation. Bases 1 to 1041 code for a protein of 346 amino acids. Gene Ontology annotation, cellular component: ribosome; cytosolic large ribosomal subunit.